Molecule: messenger RNA, 2221 nt
Organism: Cuculus canorus (common cuckoo)
Lineage: Eukaryota; Metazoa; Chordata; Aves; Cuculiformes; Cuculidae
Gene: MGMT
Product: O-6-methylguanine-DNA methyltransferase
Exons: 9
Coding region: 506-1102 (198 amino acids)
Biological process (GO): DNA repair
Cellular component (GO): nucleus
Molecular function (GO): methylated-DNA-[protein]-cysteine S-methyltransferase activity
Source: RefSeq, a predicted model, not a curated record
GCCCCCGCUGGGCCCACGGCACCUCCCCUCCCGCCGGGCCCCGCCCCGCCGCUGCCGUGGGCCGACACCGCUGCGGCUGCGGGAGCUGCGAACGCGGCUUCUGCCCCUCCUCUUCCUCCUCCUCCUCCUCCUCCUCCUCCUCCUCCUCGCGGGCAGACACCUUGGCCCUAGGAAAGGGGGAAAUAUCCCUUCUUUGGUCCCACGGUCUGUGCUGCUGGAGCAGGCACCGAGCCCACGUGUCAGCCAGUCAUUAUUGCUGCAGAGGAGUGUGGACUGUGAGGUUUAACCCAGGCUGGCAGUGAGCAACCCCAGCCAGCCCUGCCAAACCUUUCCUUUCCCCAAGCUGCCAGAUAAACCUGUGACUGAGUUGUAUCUUGUUUUUGUGAAAUGGAGCUCUUAUUAGAUGAAAUGUUCCAAAUCUGGACAAUUCUACCAAAGGCCUCACGCUUCAGAGGAAAAAAGAUGUAGCUAUGUGAACUUGCAAGGUGAAGACCUUUAAUUUACUAUGGCAUCAAGGCUUGUUCCAAAAGUGACUUUCAAAGAGGGAGAAUUUCAAUGCGGAGAGAAACACGUGGUGCUGCUUAGCCCCGUGGGAAAACUCGAGAUAUCUGGGUGUGAAACAGGCUUGCAUGAAAUAAAACUUCCAAAAAUGAGCGUGCUGCCAAGUGGCAGGGCAGAGUCCUCGGCCGCUUGUGAAGUGUAUGAAGGCGCGGAGGAGAUGACAGAGCCACUGAAGCAGUGCGCAGCCUGGCUGCGUGCCUAUUUCUGCGAGCCAUCGAGAGUGGGAAGCCUUCCCAUGCCAGCCUUCCACCACCCAUUGCUCCAGCAAGAUUCAUUCACUCGACAAGUGUUGUGGACCCUGUUGAGAGACGUGAAGUUUGGAGAGGCUGUUUCCUACAAGCAAUUAGCAGACCUUGCAGGCAACAGCAGAGCAGCGAGAGCAGUGGGAGGAGCGAUGAGGAGCAAUCCUAUCCCGAUUAUAAUACCUUGCCACAGGGUGAUUCGCAGCAGCGGUCAGACCGGCAACUACGGAGGAGGAAACCUUAUGAAAGAGUGGCUUUUGUCGCACGAGAAGCUCCAGAAAGAGAAGUUAGCAUAUUGAUGCAGCUCAGCCACAGCCGCUAACCAGCCAAGACAUACAACCGCGGAUACUUGGCUUAUAACAAGCUCUCAGAGCACCCAGUAGAAUUCAGAAAAAUGGUAAAUAUUUGAGUGACAUAUAAAUAUAAUGCAACAUCCAAAGUGAAAUGUGUGGUGGCACCACUAUAUUAAAAAAGCGGGAUGCGUCCUGAGGGAUGCAGCUCGUCUGCCCUUUCUUGUUUUUACAUUUUACAGCAGAAUGACUACAGCAGUCCAGGCCUGUUGUGCAUGGAUUUUGUUCCCAUCUCCAGUCCUGUUUUGUUCUAUUUUUAAUGUCCAUUAAAGCACGGAUAAGGGAGUGGGAGGGACAUGGCAAAUGUGAGGUACAAGCCUCCCCCUAAGGAAGCAUCUGGCUCACUGAAGGGGCAACCGGGGAGCCCCAACCUGUGCCCACGCUCGCUUCUGCCCAGCGCAUCCCUGCCAGCCUCCUGCCCAGGACACCCCUCACCUCUUUGGUCCCUGAAACCGUGUUUAGCGUAGACAGGAGUUAACAGAGCACACUGAGAUGCAUUCAAAAGCAAGCGGCUAUUGAAUUGCUUGUUCUUGGCUUUUCUUUUCGGAUCGGGAGAGAUGGGAAUAAAAAUCGUUGCCUUUGUGAAUGGUGGAGGAGAAACUGCUGACAAAUGUUUGAAAAGUAUGUUUUAAAUAAUCAGCUUGAUUACCGCAACUUGGUGAAAAUUUCAAAAAGCUGAUGGUAGCGGCAUCUUUGUUAGCAGCACAUUUGCUUUUAUCGUUCGAUUUUUCUCCUUUAGAUUUUUCCAUUUCUCUGUUAACCCGAAGCUUUCUUUGCCAUAGCCUUUCUAUGGAAAUAAUUCAAGUAUUCAAGAGAUAUUAAGGUGAAAUUUUGAGGUGGUUCAAGCAGGGUUCUCUGCAAGCGCGAACCACCAGAAGCUGAAAUUUUCAGUAUGGGAGUCGUAAAUUCUAACAUGGAAAUACUGAUUUUUUUUUUGUGCGUUUUGUCAUAUUUUCAUAGAUGUCUCUUUAGAAAGGCCAUUGCUAACCAAGAAAUUAUGGUGUUACAAUGCGUUAGUUAAUAUAGUAUUAUUGAUAUCUCAGAAUUACUUCAAUAAAAAAACCGCUU